This is a messenger RNA of Cornus florida, 2105 nucleotides long. Its product is annotated as protein terminal ear1-like. Gene Ontology annotation, molecular function: RNA binding. The transcript has 5 exons. NCBI's taxonomy places the organism in Eukaryota, Viridiplantae, Streptophyta, Magnoliopsida, Cornales, Cornaceae. The coding region runs from base 1 to 1989 and encodes 662 amino acids. The record is from RefSeq and is a predicted model, not a curated record.
AUGGACGAAACCGGUACGGUGAGGUUUCCGGGAAACUUAGACCCCAGGGCACAAGAGUUCCGGCCGAGACACCCGUACAGCCCCAGCAGUUUGACCCCGGUUCAACCUCAAAUUUACCAUCCGUACCCUUUCCCUCCUUACCACCCGUUCAACGAACUCCAACUCAUGCCCAUCUGCGACGGUGGCGGCGUACUGUACCCCCCGUUCCCCACUCCCCCGGCGCACGUUAGCCCCCUCGCCGUGAACUCCCCUCCUCUCCCUCCGCCGUCCGCGGCCCCGUCUCGGACGCUUCUCCUGAGCUCGGUCCCCGCCGACGUGAGCGAAUCGACGGUGAGGAGGGAAUUGGAGGUGUUCGGAGACGUGAGGGCCGUCCAGAUGGAGCGAGUGCGUCACGGAAUCGUGACCGUCCAUUUCUACGACCUGAGAAACGCGCAGGCGGCGAUGGCGGCGAUUCGGGAGCAGCACAUGCAGCAGCAGAGCCGGCUUAGGCGCCACUUCGACGCCUUGUGGGCGCAGAAUUCGGUCCCCGAGACAAUGAAUUUCGUAGCUCCGCCGCCGCCUCCGGCGGCGCGUGGGCUCAUUUCCGGUCGUGCCGUGUGGGCCCAGUUCAUGAUUCCACCGAUGGCCGCCGUCCCCGGCGGUCUCAACCAGGGAACCCUCGUGAUUUUCAAUUUGGACCCAGAUGUCUCCACCGCGUAUCUCAAAGAAAUCUUUCAAGCUUUUGGACCAGUGAAGGAACUGAGAGAGACACCAUUAAAGAGGCACCAAAGGUUUGUGGAGUUCUACGACGUGAGAGAUUCAGCCAAGGCUCUUGAGGAGAUGAACGGAAAGGAAAUCGGCGGGAAGCAUGUGGUGAUCGAAUUCAGUCGCCCCGGUGGCCAUAGCAAGAGGUUCUCAAAAUCCACCACACAAAACACUUUCCACCACUUCAAUUCUAAUCCCAAUUACCCUAGUAGGAAUCCACAUUGCCUGCCACCACCACCACCGCCACCGCCACCGCCACGUAAAUUAUCCGGUCACCCCAAUGUGCCACCGCGAUGUUACAAUUCGAGAAGCCAGCCCGCCGUGACAAAGAAAUGGAGUUAUGGUAAAGGCAGCAAGUGCACGAUUAAUGGGGACGUUGAAGCUUCAAUGGCUUCUGUGUGUUUAGAGGGUACAAUUGGAAAUGGAAAUGAGGCUCCAAAGAAGAAUUCAAAGAAGAGUACUUAUACUACAGCAGUUAAUAAGGCUAAAAAGAAUAGUAGUGGUAGUAGUAGGGCAUUGAAGGGUAGACAAGCCAAGAGUUAUGAUCCUCGUUUUUUAAUAAAUGAAGAGGCUAUCAUGGAAUCAAAUUGUGGAGACACUAGGACCACUGUCAUGAUCAAGAACAUACCCAACAAGUAUAGUCAAAAGCUGCUGCUGAACAUGUUGGACAACCACUGUAUUCAUUGCAAUGAACGGAUAGCGGACGGGGAUCAGCUCUCCUCCUACGAUUUCGUGUACCUUCCCAUUGAUUUCAUUAACAAGUGCAAUGUGGGAUAUGGGUUCGUGAACAUGACAUCCCCACAGGCCACAUGGAGACUCUACAAGGCCUUUCACCUUCAGAAUUGGGAGGUCUUCAACUCCAGAAAAAUUUGUGAAGUCACCUACGCCAGAUUGCAGGGAGUGGAAGCACUGAAAGAGCACUUUAAGAACUCAAGAUUCCCAUGCGAGGCGGAGGAGUACAUGCCAGUGAUGUUUUCACCACCUCGAGAUGGGCGGCAGCACUUGACGGAGCCCAUCCCCAUCGUUGGCCGAGCCAUGAUCAGUUUUUUAAAAGAUCACUCAGAAGCUGAUGAUGAUGAUCAUAAUGAUGAGAUGGACGGUGGAGAUGGGCCGGAACAAGAAGUAGUUGAAGAAGAUCAACGAAAUGGUCAUGUCAAUCAUAAUGAUGGUGAUGGUGAUCACAAUGACGUGGUAAAUAGCACUACAUCUUCAAACGGCGGCGAUAAUGGUGAUGAUUAUGAGUAGAGAUAUAAAUGUAUGUAGAGUUCCAAGUCUGUCUGUCACAAAAUCACUGCAGGAGAGAAGAUAAUCUUUGCUUAUAUCACAGCUACAGGUCUAUGUCUGUGUGUAAGGGUAGACCG